AUGAAUUUAUUGAAUAUUGUUAAACAUAUUCUUCACUUGACUGAAAAUGAAUAUGAUUCAGAAAAUUCUCCAACAACAACGGAUGAAAUUUUUGCUGCAGAACGGUUAUUCGAAGUUUUAAAAUCUAUAAAUGUCAGCUACUUCACUGAACUGUAUGCGUAUGACACUCUCGAUUUCGACGAUGAAUAUGAUGAAAUGACUGACGAAGAAUCGAGUAAUGAUGACAUUAAUGACUACAAUGAAAACGAACAUUCUGAUAUAAAUGAUCAUUUUACAUUAGAAGAAAUGCAACGUAUAGUCGAAUGGGUUGACGAACAUCCGAAUGCUAGACUUGCAACCAUUUCACAUAGAAUUAAAAAGGUCAAAUACAUGUAUUAUAUUACAAGCGAUCACUAUUCAUUUCAACAAGAAUAUAUUCCACCAAGAACUCUUUCUUUUACUGGUGAAAGAACAACUGAAGUAGUUGUUAAAAAGAAAUAUAAUAUCACACAUUCUUAUACAAUUCAACCGGUAACAUCAGCUAACGGUCUUUUAUUGGACAAGUUUUUACUUAUACUUCAAGAAAAAGAAAACACACUAGGUAAAAGAGUACAAAAAAAUUUAAUAAUACCACCAAAUGUUGUAGUAAGAGCUUCAAAAUCAGGAAAAAGCAAUGACGAAAAUCAUCAUGUCUUUUUAAAUGAAGUUCUACGUCCAUUUGUUGAUAAAAAAUUUCUUCUUUUCCUUGAUGCUUGGAAAACUCAAGCUGAUCUAACAAAAUUUAGAGCAGUAUUUCCUCAUCAAGACAGUCAAUUAUUGAUUUUUCAUAAAGGAUCGACCGGUUAUAUUCAACCACAGGACCUUUCCUUAUUUCAAUCAUGGCGAUUUAUUCAUGAAAAAAUCGAACAUUAUACUCAUAUUAACCGAACAGAAACAACUAUAAGUGAUCGUCAAUAUUUUAUCAACAUACAUUCUGUUAUUCAUAAUCAAUUAUCAGUUCCACCAUUUAAAAAUCUCAUUAAGAGUGGAUUCAUACAAGCUCAAAUAACAAAUGAAACAAUUGGACAGAUUGAAAAACCAAAAGACCUUUGUUUCAAGUAUUAUGACCUGUAUUGUUCAAUUAACAAUUGUAGUGAACGAACACUAUUAAUGUGCGCUUGGUGCAAAAAAGCUCUAUGUUACUAUCAUCUGAUUGAAGAUCUACAUCUGCACUUGUAGUACAUUUUCUGAAAUAUUAUAUUGUAUAAUAUAUUGUUAUCAAUUAAAAAAAAACGAAGCUAUCUAUGAGUUAAAAAUUCUGAUAGCGGCUCACUGAUCUUUAUCUAUAUUAAUAUUACUUAAACUUCAGACGAUACUAAAAUUAAUGUGAUCUUAAUGCAAUUGAUAAAUUUCAGAAACAUUCUU
This is a messenger RNA of Rotaria sp. Silwood1, 1383 nucleotides long. The record is from the annotation of a GenBank genome assembly. NCBI's taxonomy places the organism in Eukaryota, Metazoa, Rotifera, Eurotatoria, Philodinida, Philodinidae.